CCAUCUUACAUAUAUUACUCAUCAUCAAGUUCCUACUUUCUCUCUGACAAAAAACACAGAGUAAGUAAGAAUGGUACAGACGAAGAAGUUCAGAGGUGUCAGGCAACGCCAUUGGGGUUCUUGGGUCGCUGAGAUUCGUCAUCCUCUCUUGAAGCGGAGGAUUUGGCUAGGGACGUUCGAGACCGCGGAGGAGGCAGCAAGAGCAUACGAUGAGGCCGCCGUUUUAAUGAGCGGCCGCAACGCCAAGACCAACUUUCCCCUCAACAACAACACCGGAGACACAUCCGAGGGCAAAACCGAUAUUUCAUCUUCGUCCACAAUAUCAUCCUCAUCAUCUUCAUCGCUCUCUUCCAUCCUCAGCGCCAAACUGAGGAAAUGCUGCAAGUCUCCUUCUCCAUCCCUCACCUGCCUCCGUCUCGAUACGGCCAGCUCCCACAUCGGCGUCUGGCAGAAACGGGCCGGUUCCAAGUCUGACUCCAGCUGGGUCAUGACGGUGGAGCUCGGUCCCGCCAGCUCCUCCCAAGAGACUACUAGUAAAGCUUCACAAGACGAUCUUGCUCCGACCACUGAACUUGAGGUUGGUGGCAGAGGAGAAGAAGGGUUGGAUGAGGAAGAGAAGGUUGCUUUGCAAAUGAUAGAGGAGCUUCUCAAUACAAACUAAACCUUAUUUGCUUAUAUAUAUGUACCUAUUUUUAUUGCUGAUUUACAGCCAUAAUAAUCAAUUAUACUGUGU
This is a messenger RNA of Arabidopsis arenosa, 733 nucleotides long. The record is from the annotation of a GenBank genome assembly. Lineage: Eukaryota; Viridiplantae; Streptophyta; Magnoliopsida; Brassicales; Brassicaceae.